AUGGUUGAUGGGAAUGCUGCGCAGUGGGAUGCGUUUCGGUCACAAAAGCGGUCGGCCGUCUACACGCCACCGUUUGCACCAUGGAUGAUCACAGCCCUACAACUCGCCAAAUUCUCCAUUUUCGUCGCUCUUCACUCAAUCAUGUUAUUUGGAGCGGCUAUUUCAAAGGGAAUCAUCAUUUUCUUGGCGACCAACUUGAGUAAACCUUCGCACAGUCCAUUGGAGACAAAGUUUAGCAAGGAAUGCCCACGAGCAGUGAAUCGCGAUGAUAACCUACAUGCCGGUGUACACAUUUCACUUUUGUUGGUACACAUAGUUCCUGAUGUGGUUUCAAUAGUACAAUGCUUUUAUCGUUUAACUACAAUUGGAAGGGGUCAAGGUGGAAUUAAUAUCCCGGUGAUAUUUCUUGAGACGUGCCGUACCAUGGGUUUCUUAUUGAUGUUCUUCCAUGUUUUUCCGCAAUUGGACAUGCUGAGGGCGUUAUUAAUCACUUCGUGUCUACCGAUUAUCCCAAUUGCUCAAAAACUGCUUAUGGACGUGUCACGUACCAUGAAAGACGAGCAUUCGUUAAUGAAACGAUUUGGAAUGACUUUGGCUACUUUUCCCUCAUUUAUCGUCUUCCUUGUGUUGACGGCUGGAUGUUAUUUAUGGACCGUGCUCGAUACUCAAUUUGAUCGAUACAUUAUUUUGCCGUUGGCGAUAAUGCUUGCAUCACUUGGAUUUUGGGAAUCGUGGGUUGGAGUGGGCCAUGCGGGAACAUUCUUUCAUCAUCUUCAUCAGAUGAAGUAUGGUAUUCGAAAAAUGAACGCACCUACUCGAUUGUUGACUUCGACUAUCCGCAUCUUUAUUACGCUAACGGUUUUUGUAGUGACUGCUGCUAAUGGGAAGGUGACGAUGAAAGGAAUGACCGGCGUGUUGUUCCAUUGGAGAUCCACCGAGAAACAUUGGCCUCUACUCAUAGUCGCGCUUUGUUUAUGUGUGCUUCAUAUCAUUUUACGGAUAUCUUCUCGCCUGCUAGCUGGAUUGGAGCUUCGUGUCUUGUCGGGCUUUCAUCCAAUCUUCCUCACCUCUCCACUUCUGCUUACGGCACUCGUGAUACAUUGUCAUAUUUCGCCAGACUGUUGGAUUGCUAGCAAAGUUGCAGCGGUCGGACUCACCUUCCGAUGCUCCCAGUGGAUUGCAGCUCCAAUACCUUUCAACGACAUUUACUUGGCUCUGAUGUGGUUGCUGAUCUCAAUGUACAAGGGAUAUCAGUUUGCGAGUCAGCCCAACUUUGAUAAACACGACGAAAUUAUUCGUGCAACUCCGGUGGUUAUGAAUCCUUUUGCAUCGAACAAAGUCUUCUGGUGUUUGAGUUUGCAAUCAGUCGUGAUGAAUCGAAGUUAC
Messenger RNA from Mesorhabditis belari, 1386 nucleotides. The record is from the annotation of a GenBank genome assembly. Lineage: Eukaryota; Metazoa; Nematoda; Chromadorea; Rhabditida; Rhabditidae.